AUGAGAAUAGGCCAAGCUGUGAGCUGUCUAGGUAUGUCUGCCUUUGCCAUCUCGUGCCUUCGCGUUCGCUUUCUAGUUCGCGUCCGCGUUAGCCUUCGGCUCCGAAGGCCGACUUGCUGCCUCUAUAGAUCGAGAGUCUCUACCCUCCUUCAAAAUUUCUUUGGAAUUCAACAUCUCUGUCAGAAAUGCGUCCUCAAUUGCCGGAUGGAAUUGAAUCAUAUCGGUGAGGAAGGGAAGGCAAAUCAGGUGACGCAGUGCGUGGCAGCCUGUGGCAAACCUAUAUGGCGAGCUUUUUGCAGCCUUGCACAGCAUGGUGUUCCAGACAUUAUGUUUCAAACGAUCAGGGAAGUCUAUCGGCAGUAUGGAAAUCCCUGUGGCUUGAUGCUGAAUGGGGUGUUGGGAGAGGUUAUGAUAUCUGACCGAACGAAGUAA
Molecule: messenger RNA, 432 nt
Organism: Colletotrichum costaricense
Lineage: Eukaryota; Fungi; Ascomycota; Sordariomycetes; Glomerellales; Glomerellaceae
Exons: 1
Coding region: 1-432 (143 amino acids)
Source: RefSeq, a predicted model, not a curated record